Molecule: messenger RNA, 569 nt
Organism: Diachasma alloeum
Lineage: Eukaryota; Metazoa; Arthropoda; Insecta; Hymenoptera; Braconidae
Product: bolA-like protein 3
Exons: 4
Coding region: 147-467 (106 amino acids)
Source: RefSeq, a predicted model, not a curated record
AGCACUGGGGGGAUUCUGUUGUCUUUUGGUUGAGUUGCCGAGAGGACUGCUCACACGUGGAUUUGGGGAGUAGGAGAGAAAAUUGUUGAGGAAUUAUUGGAGAAUUGUUGAGAGAGGACUGGAGUUUUGGGGGUUAUUUCCUUGAGAUGUUUGGAAGAAUUGUCAGCGCGAGCCACCGACGCAUUUCGUUACUGUCGCGGGUGUGGAACGGCCAGUCUGGAGCACUGGCUGGCAAAAAAGCUGAGGAAAAAAUGACAACACUCUUGAGGAGCAAAUUUCCAAAAGCAGAAGUCAUCGAAGUCACUGAUAUUUCGGGUGGAUGUGGAGCAAUGUUUGAGAUUAGUGUAAUAGCCCCGGAAUUCAAAGGAUUGAACACAAUCAAGCAACAUCGAUUAAUAAACGAAACACUGAAAGAUGAAAUAAAGGACAUGCACGGCAUCAGGAUCCACACGAGUCCCUCAUCUUAGUUCCCCUCUCAAUUUACAGUGAAAUAAUGUGUAAACUGCUCCGAGUAAAAAAAAUGUAAAUACUGUUUCCCAAUAAAGUGAUAAAUCGAAGUAAAAAUACAA